AUGGACAACGCAGCCCAGCCUCUGCUCGCCGCGGCGCACCAUGAUGAUGAGUCCGGCGAGUGCACCACCGUCAUUCCUGGCAACGGGGGCAUAGGUGCCGAGGAGAGUGUAGUCAUUGACUACAAUGUCGCAGAUGCAGAUGAGAUGUCCGUGUCGAUGCAGCACCGGCUGGAAGGAAGCGGCGCUUCCUCGGUCUGUGCCGGCGACGAGCAGGAGGAUGGUGAGGCCACCGAGAUGGCAGCCAGCAUGCAGCGCCGCCUGGACGUGCUCCCAGGGAAGCCGCACGAGAGCGAGCCCUUCACCAUCUUCCGGGUGUCUGGGCCCAUGCGCGACCGCAACCGCCACCUCUACGAGCCGCAGAUGAUCUCCAUCGGGCCAUUCCACCGCGGCGCCGCCCGCCUCAGCGCCAUGGAGGAGCACAAAUGGCGCUACCUCCGCGACCUCCUCCAUCGAGGCGACGCGCCGCUCGCCUCCUACGCGCGCGCGGCGCAGGCCCUCGAGCCAAGCGCGCGCCGCCGGUACGCCGAGCCCGUGUCGCUCCCGCCGCGUGAAUUCGCCGAGAUGCUCCUCCUCGACGGCUGCUUCAUCCUCGAGUUCUUCCUCAAGGGCGAGGACGGCGCCGCCGACGCGCUCAUCGACGCCGCCUGGGCCAUGCAGAACGUCUACAGCGACCUCUUCCUCCUCGAGAACCAGCUCCCCUUCUUCGUCCUAGAGAGCCUCUACGCCGUCGCCACCCACGGCCGCGACCACAUCGCGCUCACCACCCUCCUCGCCAAGUACCUCACCAUCGAGACCCCGCAGGACGCCGCCACGGCGCGGCCUCCCGACGGCGAGACCCUCCACCUGCUGCACCUCCACUACCACUGGUUCCUCCCAUCCGAGGAGCCCGCCGGCAGCGGCACCGGAGGUAACCGCAAGGUCGUCGGCGAGGACGAGGCGUUCGACGAGUGGCUGGCGAAGCCGAUGGACGAGCGCCUGCCGUGGCUGCUCCCGUCGGCGUCGGAGCUGGAGGACGCCGGGGUCACGUUCCGGGCCAAGAAGUCGCCCCGGAGCCUCGUCGACGUCACCUUCCGCGCCCGCGACGGCGUGCUCGAGAUCCCCGCCGUCGAGAGCUACACGAACCGCCCCGUGUUCGCCAACCUGCUGGCCUACGAGCAGAGCCGGGGCCGGUGGGAGCUGCAGCGGCUCAUGAGCUACGUGGUGCUCAUGGCCUCCGUGGCCGCGCACGGGCGCCGCGACGUCGAGAUCCUGCAGCGCGCCGGCGUGUUCGUGAAGGGGGACGAGGAGACGGCCGCCUUCUACGCGCACCUCGGCGAGCUCUGCGGCGGGGCCGGCGCCGGCACGCCGGGAGUCACCAAUAACUGCUACGCCGACAUGUUCCGCGACGUCCGGGAGUACUGCGGACGGAGCUGGAACCGGCACCGAGCAGUGCUGGCGCACGACUACUUCAGCAACCCGUGGACGAGCAUGUCCGCCGCCGCCGCCGUGCUCCUGCUCGUCCUCACCGUCGUGCAGACCGUCUACACCGUGCUGCCUUACUACCACCAUUAA
Molecule: messenger RNA, 1551 nt
Organism: Lolium rigidum
Lineage: Eukaryota; Viridiplantae; Streptophyta; Magnoliopsida; Poales; Poaceae
Product: UPF0481 protein At3g47200-like
Exons: 1
Coding region: 1-1551 (516 amino acids)
Source: RefSeq, a predicted model, not a curated record